Strongylocentrotus purpuratus (purple sea urchin) is the source of this 3849-nucleotide messenger RNA. RefSeq names its product torsin-1A-like. The record is from RefSeq and is a predicted model, not a curated record. Gene Ontology annotation, molecular function: ATP hydrolysis activity; ATP binding. Lineage: Eukaryota; Metazoa; Echinodermata; Echinoidea; Camarodonta; Strongylocentrotidae. Bases 173 to 1228 code for a protein of 351 amino acids. The transcript is spliced from 6 exons.
UACUGCUCAUGAUCAGUGCCCUAGUCCAAUGUAAAUGCAAAUAGCAUACAUAUUUUCUGAUAUGAUAUAACACCAGGCCUGGAUCUAUUAUCUUGAUUUGGAUAACUUUCUGAUAACACCUAGACUGGUACGUAGUUAGGGAAAAAGUGAUUUGACUGACAAUUUCGUCAUCAUGUGGGGAGUGGCUCUCUAUGGGGUUUUCUUCAUGCUGUGUUGUGGGACGAUUGAAUGCUGCUGGCGUGGAUCACGCAAUGAUCCUCAAAUUGAAUAUAAACCUCAACAACCUCAACAACGUCAACCACCUCCUGAUCCUCCUAAACCUAAUUAUCAGCAUGAAUAUAAACCUAAUUUAGAUGCUCUUGCCGAUGCUUUUGAGGACCAUUUGUUUGGCCAGCCCUUGGCCUACAUGACCGUCCUUGGUGCUAUAGAUGGUCAUGUGACCAAUCCUAAUCCACCAAAGCCAUUGGUUCUAUCCCUACACGGACCAGCUGGAACCGGUAAGAACCACAUCAGUCGUCUCGUGGUUGAAAAUCUUUACACAAACGGAAUGAAAAGCGGAUGUGUAACUGUCAAGAUGUCUACACUGGACUUUCCUCAUCAUGAACACCUUUAUCAAUACAAGGAGGAGCUGGUUCCAUUCAUCAAAACUAAGGUUUCUGAAUGUCAUAAUCAUCUCUUCAUAUUUGAUGAGGUAGAGAACAUGCCCCCUGGCUUACUAGACAGUAUGAGGAGCUUCUUAGAUCACAAUACUAAAGUAGAUGGGGUCGAUUAUAGGAAAGUCAUCGUUAUAUUCAGAAGUAACCUAGCUGCACAAGCCAUCAACAAGCAUUUGAUGGAAUCGUAUGAGAAGGGAAUAGCGAGGGAAGACAUAAUGUCGGUUGAUAUGGAGCGAAUCAUCUCGAACGAAGUCAGUGGUAAAUCUGAUGCUGGUUUUAACAAGGCCCGAAUCAUCGAUUCACAUCUCGUCAGCCAUUUUAUACCCUUCUUCCCACUCGAAUUAUCUCACGUGAGACAGUGCAUCCAAGCUGAGUUCAAGGACCGUGGUGAAGCGUCCAAUUCGAUUUCAGAAGAUGAGGUACUUGCCAAGCUGCAGUUUGACGGGCCGAAUGGGUCAAGGGUGUUUGCUGUGAAGGGUUGCAAGAAUGUUGCGGAGAAAGUGAAUAUAAUUCUCUAUAAAAUAAAGAAUAAAGAUCGCAAGAGGCGUAACAACAUGCGUAGCGAAUUAUAAGAGCAGAUAUUUGUAUAGUAGAUUUAAAUGUGUAUAAUUUCCUCCAGUGGUAACUUUAUUUUGUAGGUGGGCAUGGGAGCCUCUUUCUCGUACAGUCAGAUAUGUUUUAUACUUUGAGCACCUGUAUACAAAUAUGUAAUUUGUUUAUUUAACAAAAACGAAAAUCAGCCUGACAGCUAUGGCAUUUAAUUUUAUACUGGCAGUUUGAUGUUGGUGUCAAACGAUUGUCACAAACACGAAAAGAUUUUUCCUUGAUUGAUUUUGUAUCUGAGUCUAGUAGUAUAUCCCUUUUGCAGCCAACAUUUAAUUCUGUAGAACUUUUCAGAAAUUAUUAAUAUCUCACGUAGAAUCUGUAAAAUGUAAACGUUAGAAGUGUCCUAGUAUUCAAAUUAUGUUAGGAAACCCGUUAACAUUCUAGACUUCACUGACAGACACUAUUUAGUGACUGACUAACUUCUUUUUUUUUCUUUGGUAAUAACAUACAUACAAUAAGCUGUAAAGGGUACAUGAGCAUUUGUCUACACCCAUUACUGACUUCUUGUACUGGCCAAAAUUAAACUGACCGAAUUUUUGGGCAGCACAAAACGUACGACCAAUCGGUACAAGGGUCUGAAAAUCAAACUAUUUAAUUAAAGGACUGCAAUCCCUACAUUCGAUCGACAACUGCCGGUAGUUAUUUUCUCACAAAGAGACAUCUCAAGCCCUUUCGUUUUGAGGGAAGUUCUAAUUCAGUAUUAUCUUUCAAAUGCCGUUCGAAGUUAACCUUUUCAUUUGUUUGGCCUGCAAAUUGGACACAGUACCUUUAAGGGCUAGUUCACUUAUAUAGCCUUGGCCUGGGAUAAGGUCAUAUUAAAAUACAAAACCAACAGUAUGUCAAGAAAUAUUUGUCCAUGGCCUCUUGACUCAGAUGUAUAUCCAGCCUCACGAUCACCUGCAUCAUUGCUAUCAAUAGUGAUUUCUUUCAAGUAGAUUCACUGGCGGUGUUUGUAAGGGGGGACAGGGGACAUGUUCCUUACCCCACCCCACCCCCCUCAACCAAACCAAAUAUGCCGGUCAGACAAUCCUGGAUUUGCCUCUCGUCAUGGCUGAUACACGUACAGGUACCAGGUACGGUUUAGGUCUAGGUCUAGAUAUUACCCAAGGAGGUCCUUCAACAAUUUAUAAUUGUUUAAACGGAGUAGGCCUGCUACAUAAAAAGCAUCAAUCUCAGUAACAGAUGGCUGAACGUUUGGCUACUCCUUACAUUUUGUAGAUCUUCCUUUCCCUUUUUUCUUUCACAUUGUUACCAUCAACUUCCAGAUAUAUAUUUCAUAAUAUGUAGUUUUGACUCAUCCAACGCAUUGGUUAGUCACCUCAAAUAGUCAUUUGAUUAGAUGUGAAGUUUUGCUUCUUAUAUAAUUUCACAAAAAUAUAUAAUUUGCUCUUUCUCCUUGCACUGUUUACGAGGGUAGUGAUAUUGGAUGAGUACAUUUUUGUGUUUGCUGGACUUCAAUUGACUGAUUGACUGAUACUUAACAUAAGAAUCUGAUGCUGAAAAGGUUUAUCAUUUAGUGGUUUUGAAAGUAGAAAUAUCUUGUGUAAAAGACUUUUUGAAUCACAUAAUCUUUUUUUAUUUUUGAAAAUUUAUCACAUUUUGAUUUUCUGUUGUAGUGGUGAAGUUAUUACUUGAGAUAAAGUCUUUCCAAAUAUAUUAAUCAUGUAUACUUAUCCUAUGAAAUGGGAGUAUUGUACAUAUAAUACUGUAGAGAUCAUGUAAAAACGCUUCUGUUUAAUUAUAUAAGCAAAUAUAUAUAUUUAGGCUAUGAAUUGGCUGCGUACGAAGACUUGAUUUGACAAUUUGUUAAUAUAACAUUUUGUUAAAACACAAAAAUAUGUUGUGGAAAACAGAUAUGUUUGUUUAGGUUAUGGAAAUGCUGUGAAUUUUGGCUGAUAAUAAUAUCAUGAAUUUUAAUAUUCCACAUAUCCACAAACCUUGCCUUAUUUUACAUUUGACAGUGCAAUAGUAGAAGUUUCCUUUUAUCUUUUAAAUUGUAGUACAAAUUUAGAAAUGGAAUGAAAGAAAUUUUCAAAAAGAGAAAAAAAUAAAUGGAUAAAUUCACUUGUCAGCUUGGCUUGAAGGCCUGCUGUACAAGUACAGCCAGAAGGGAUUAGACCACCCAGCGAGCCAGCGAGGUCACUGUGACAGGUGGCUAUCUCAUUAACUCAGCUCUAAAUUAACAUGAAAGAAAAAGAGGAUCAUGGGGGACCAACAUGAACCGAUUGGGGAAGAUUUCUAUGUAGAGGGAGCAAGUAGCUACAAGUAGUGCAGUGGGGCUUUAAGCCUUGUUCAACUACCUAAAACAUACUAACAACAAAAAAUAUGACAACUUUAGUCACAAAUCUCUAGACCAUCCACUCAGAUUACAAAGUAUGCGUAACAGCCUUUCUUUGGCACAUUUUUUUUCGUCUAAUCCCUACGUGCCAUUCAUUUUGUUGGUACUGCAGUGGAUUUCCUUAUGUCAUUUAUCAUAUCAUGUGUGAAAAUUAUUUUAUAGUUUGCAUUUAAACGCAAGUAAUUAGUUACUAGUAAAAGGCUGAGUUAUUAAUAAUAAUAAUAAUAAUAUUCCGUGUUUAUAUAGCGC